UAAAGUGAGAAAGGCAACAUGAGCUCGAGCUCGGGCUGUGACGGACGCCAUGCGCUCUGCUCCGGUGAGCAAUUGCGCGUUACAUUAGAUGCGCAAGGUUCGAGCAGCUGGUGACACGGAGGAUCGGGAGGUUCACUGCGGUGUCGAUAAAGGGGAUCAAAAGUGUUAUUUCUGUAACAGUCACAUCAAUUCAUCGGCAUAGGAGGAACACGCAUGGGACACGCUCGAUGCGGAUGAUGCGCAUUUGGAUGUCAACAGAUCGACAACACCAGACUGAAAAGAUGCUGAUGAUAGUGGCUUAGAUUCUGUUGUUCAUCGCAAUGUGUCGGAUAUUAUAGUCAGUGUUUGAGUGACAAUCUUGGAGCGUAAAAUGGUUUAUUUGUAGUCAUGUAGUGGUUGAAGGAAUUCAGUUCAUGAUACUUUUCCUUGGAUAUUAAUGUCACUGGAUUCAUUUUUAAGGAGAUAUGAAUCAUCUACUCACUUUUGUGAGCCGUAUUCUGUCUCUGAUCGGAUGUCACGUCUGCUUUGCAGGAGCAAACCGCCCAGCAGCACCUGUCAAUGUUUCUGUUACACACCUGCAGGCGGAUUCUACUACCGUGUCCUGGAAUAUUCCGGAGGGGGAGAUCGUAAUUGGCUUUGCCAUCUCACAGCAGCGUCAGGACGGGUUAAUGCAGCGUUUCAUUCGUGAGGUGAACACCACCAGUCACGCUUGUGUUCUAUGGGACCUUAAAGAAGACACAGAUUAUAUUAUCCAGGUCCAGUCUGUCGGGCUGUACGGAGAGAGUCUGGCCAGUAAAAAGGUUCACUUCAGAACGCUGAAAAAGUCUGAGCAUUUACAAUCCACCAUGAUGAAUCAAGAUGACCCAGAGGUGGAGGGUUUAGACAUCUCCAGACAUCUUCAGACCGGAGAGAUCUUAAUUAUCAUGACUGUCCUGAUAAUGUGGGCAGCCGUGAUCGCUCUCUUCUGCAAGCAGUACGAUAUCAUCAAGGACAACGACUCCAACAAUCACAGUAAAGAGAAAAGCAAACCGCUGUCCGGCCACAGCACUCCUGAAUAUCACAACGGAGGCCUGCUGGGUAGCAAGUUUCAGAGGACGUCAUCUUCUGUCAGCAUCAUCAAGGUUUAACAGGUAUCCCAGAAUCCGGCUGUCCACAGACCUGUCAGCAGAUAUUAACUCAUGUGUUGAUACUUCAGACAAGUGUCAAACGCAAUAGAAUCAUGAACUUAUCAUUUCUCAAGUCAGAAAUUGUAAAGUAGUAUACGGGUAUUGGGUAGUUAACUCCAUUAAGAGUUGUUUUCUGGACACUGAACAAAUGGUUUCCUCAGUUACAGAGCCGUCAAAAGCAAGCGGAGCUACAGGUGCUAUGAAUAUGAGUGUUGAGACAUUUACAGUCAGAGUAAAAAUGUGUCGUUACAUUUGAGAUAAGGAUAAAUGUUCAUGGUCAUUGCAUUACAUUCAUAAAUACUUACAAGAUGCAUCAUUAGCGUAAUAAGACUUUUAAGUAUAUUAAGACUGUGUUACUAAAUGUCACUUUUAGAGUGGAUUGCACAGUGGGGUUGUUCCUGUUGUGUGUCACAUUAGACCACCAAACCAGUAAAGUUUCUGUUUUGAGCUUGUAUGUUAGGAUGGUAAUAUGUCUACACACUGGUAUUGUAAUGUGCACAUAGAUAAUAAUACUUGAUUUAUUGAUCUAAAAUAUUUUUUCUGAGUGAUUCACUGGUUUAAAGAGGCUUCAGGUAGGGUUAGUCUUGAGCAAUACUUCAUGAAUGUCCUUUUAACACUGUUUUAUUGCACAGGUUAGAAUCAGUUUUAAUAAUAAAACUGUUUUCCAAUAAAUGUCAAAUGUAAACACUU
This is a messenger RNA of Triplophysa dalaica, 1856 nucleotides long. RefSeq names its product fibronectin type III domain containing 4b (gene fndc4b). Gene Ontology annotation, molecular function: protein binding. The record is from RefSeq and is a predicted model, not a curated record. NCBI's taxonomy places the organism in Eukaryota, Metazoa, Chordata, Actinopteri, Cypriniformes, Nemacheilidae. Bases 465 to 1127 code for a protein of 220 amino acids. The transcript has 6 exons.